This is a messenger RNA of Sorghum bicolor (sorghum), 621 nucleotides long. RefSeq names its product probable small nuclear ribonucleoprotein F. Gene Ontology annotation, cellular component: U1 snRNP; catalytic step 2 spliceosome. Gene Ontology annotation, molecular function: RNA binding. Lineage: Eukaryota; Viridiplantae; Streptophyta; Magnoliopsida; Poales; Poaceae. Gene Ontology annotation, biological process: spliceosomal snRNP assembly; mRNA splicing, via spliceosome. The record is from RefSeq and is a predicted model, not a curated record. Bases 157 to 417 code for a protein of 86 amino acids. The transcript has 5 exons.
CCGGUCCCCCUAGAUCCUGCUUGGGCUUUCCCAAACCCUAAUCCUGAUCGGCGCCAGCGACUCCCUCUGCUCGAGCCGCAGCAAACGAGCGACGACAACCGCUGCUCUGCUCGAACCGUGCCGACUAGCGGCGACAACCGCCUGCUGUGCUCUCCGAUGGCGACUGUGCCAGUUAACCCAAAACCUUUCCUGAACAACCUGACAGGGAAGUUUGUAAUUGUCAAACUCAAGUGGGGUAUGGAGUACAAAGGUUAUCUUGCUUCGGUGGACUCCUAUAUGAACCUCCAGCUUGCCAACACUGAGGAGUACAUUGAUGGGCAAUUCUCUGGAAACCUGGGAGAGAUUCUGAUCAGGUGCAACAACGUUUUGUAUCUCCGAGGCGUUCCAGAGGAUGCAGAGAUACAGGAUGCAGAAUGAGAAAUCCGUGUUAGAUUGAUAAAUGUAAUAUGAUUCUGACAUGUAUGGUUGAAUAUGCCGUUGACAACUAGACCUAGCAGAUACUAGCUAUGAUCUUUUGGGUGAUGAAACGUGAUGACAAUAGGGCCCAGGUGCUGUUCAAACUGCUUUCAGUUAGACCAUGCUGCCAUUCUGCUGAAUGUGAUGAGUAUCAGCUUUCUUGAA